Molecule: messenger RNA, 990 nt
Organism: Fragaria vesca subsp. vesca
Lineage: Eukaryota; Viridiplantae; Streptophyta; Magnoliopsida; Rosales; Rosaceae
Product: transcription factor MYB39-like
Exons: 2
Coding region: 1-990 (329 amino acids)
Source: RefSeq, a predicted model, not a curated record
AUGGGUAGAUCUCCUUGUUGUGAUGAUCAGAGCGGUUUAAAGAAAGGUCCAUGGACAACUGAAGAAGAUCAAAAGUUGGUUGAUUACAUUAACAGAAAUGGCCAUGGAAGCUGGAGAGCUCUCCCCAAGCUUGCAGGCCUCAACAGGUGUGGCAAAAGUUGCAGGUUAAGGUGGACUAAUUACCUGAGGCCUGAUAUCAAGAGAGGGAAAUUCUCCGAAGAAGAGGAAAGAGUUAUCAUCAACCUUCAUGCAGUGGUUGGAAACAAGUGGUCUAAGAUUGCAACUCAUCUUCCAGGGCGAACUGAUAAUGAAAUCAAGAACUAUUGGAACACUCACCUGAGAAAGAAGCUGCUACAAAUGGGACUUGAUCCAAACACCCACAAGCCGAGGACAGACCUCAAUCACCUUCUGAACCUUUCACAGUUGCUUAGCAUGGCGAGUGUCGGCAACAUGGUGACUAGUAAUCCAUGGGACAAUGCAGUAAGGCUACAAGCUAGUGCUGCACAGCUAUCUAAAAUGCAGUUACUGCAAAAUUUAUACAUGCAGGUUAUAAAUUCAUCAAUUGCAACUCCUGAUAUAGACAACAAGACUGGUAUUGGUCCUUUUGGUUCUCAGAAUAUUAACCUCUUUGGAGGGAACUUCAAUGGAGCAAGCAGCAUGGUCGACAGAGAUCAAGAAUGGGACGGAGCUAGCAUCCCCGGGGCACCUAAUGACUUGAACACUAUUUCCAACACAUUGGAAGGGUUUGAAGGAUUUAAUAGCAAUAUUAACAACAACUGCUAUGGUAUGCAGAACUUCAAGAACCAGUAUCCUGAAUUGGUUUCAUCAUCAUCUCCUGGGAGUUCCACUACCAACAACCGAAUUGAAAGCACUAGUACAAGUGAUAUUCCAGAUGCAUGUCAGUCAUCGCCCACUUCCAUCUUUGAGGCUUGGGAGAGACUCAUGGAUGAUGAUACAAGUGAAUCCUACUGGAAAAAUAUUCUGCAGUAA